CAGCUUAAUUAAUGUCCGGCCUAGCUAGAUGUUAGCCAUUUAUGUAUAAAAUCAUCGACAUUACCUAUGAAACUUAAUGAACUCAUUCCACCUCUAUUUCAACCAAUUUCCACAGCUCUGAUCACAAUUUCUCUCCGAGGAAAAAAAGAAGCUUGAUAAGCUAAAAAAUGGGGGACUUGAAAACGUUGGCAAAGGCAAGAAUGGAGCUUGAAGAAUUGUAUUCAGGAAUCCCAGAUGAUUCAGUCAAUCUCACUUUUCAAGACCUAGCAAUACAUGUAAAACAAAGCAAAAAUAGUACACCAGAGAAGAUAAACACCACUACCAAUAAAGAACCAAUUCAAGAAGCCAAAACCCCUAAACAAGUUUCUCCUCUAACCAAGUUGCCUAGCCUUGAUUUCAACAGAGGUUUACAGGCUUCCAAAAAUCAUCAACAACCUCGUCAUCUUGCUGAAGGGCACCCACUUGGUCAAUCCCAUAAACAUAACCUGCAGCAUGAUGAUACUCAUAGUCCGUGUGGCACUAUUGGAUCAUAUCAUCAUGAUCAAAGCAAUCAUGGUCAUGCAAAUAUAGGUAGAAAAGGUCCUUCAAAAUCAAGGUUUGCACCGGAGAGGAGCAGGGAAUUUGAUGAUGUGAGUGUUAUGAGCAUGGAUUCUAUGUACCAAGAAAGAAGUGGAAGACCUCGUCGCCCUGGAAUCCCUCACUCCAAUAUUUGCGCCGUUUGCUCUACUUACAUCUAUAUUUUUCGGCAUCGUUGCUUGGUUUGUGGAAGAGUCCAUUGCCGAAAUUGUGUAAGCAUAGGAAUGGGAGAGAUGACAGAAGGAAGAAAGUGCAUCGACUGUUUAGGGAGAAGGUUCAGUCAAAGAUACAUUAGUAGAGCAGGAAUGGUAGGGUGUUGUUCGGGGUAUCCUAGUGAUGUAAAGCAGGCAGAGCUCAGGUGGGCUGAGAAGGGGCCGAGAAGGGCAGGGGAGAGAGCAUUCGGCCAUGGCAACAUGACCUCAAGAUCAAGAAACCCUAUGUCGACUCCUCCAAGGCCCUCCAAUAAGGCAGGUGUUAGCAUGAGUCAAGAUCUUCCUUCUUUUGUUACAAGCUCGCCUUAUUCUCCUUACAGUACUCCUAAACAUCACCAGCUGCCCUUGUAGGAAGGGCCCUUAAUGAAUCGGGAUGCUUUAUGUUUGUUUGUUCUUGUACUUGAUCAUUUGUUUUUAUUUGCUAAUACUCUGUGGUUUAAUUAAAUGUGGGAUGAUUUUUCUAUAA
Molecule: messenger RNA, 1254 nt
Organism: Populus trichocarpa (black cottonwood)
Lineage: Eukaryota; Viridiplantae; Streptophyta; Magnoliopsida; Malpighiales; Salicaceae
Product: extra-large guanine nucleotide-binding protein 3
Exons: 3
Coding region: 168-1139 (323 amino acids)
Source: RefSeq, a predicted model, not a curated record